Messenger RNA from Momordica charantia (bitter melon), 951 nucleotides. Lineage: Eukaryota; Viridiplantae; Streptophyta; Magnoliopsida; Cucurbitales; Cucurbitaceae. The record is from RefSeq and is a predicted model, not a curated record.
AUGGAAUUGGAGGAAGACAAGUAUUUCAAGUACGCAUUCAUGACCCUGUGUUGUUGUAUUAGGGGGUUCUCUAGUUGCAUCCGCCUAGUACUUGUGAUAGAUGGUGCACAUUUGAAGGGGAAAUACAAAGGGAUUAUCUUUACUGCUUUUUCUGUUGAUGGUAAUAAUCAGAUCUAUCCAAUAGCUUUUGGAAUUGUCGAUAAAGAAAGCGAUGCAUCAUGGUCCUGGUUUUUGGAGGGGUUGAAACAUUUUAUAGGAGAGGUGGAUGGAUUACUGUUCGUAUCAGACCGACACGUUUCCAUUACGAAAUCGAUCCGAGAGGUGUUUCUAGAGGCUGUACACGGGAUUUGCAUGCAUCACUUGUCCAUGAACAUGAAGGACAAGUUCAAGAACGAUGACAUGCAAGGAAUGUUCAUUUUGGCAGCAAAGCCGAAAUUGAGGUAUGACCAAAUGACAUCCAAUAACGCAGAGUCAAUGAAUGCAGUCCUCUCCCAUGCACGUGCUUUGCCAGUUACCGCGCUUCUUGAACAGGCGCGCGAUCUUGUUCAACGAUGGUUUUACGAGAGGCGAACUUACACAUCUAGCAGAGAGACAAUUCUAACUGACUACGGAGAGACAAAUAUGCGGGCCGUAGAGAACCUCUCUCGAACGUACUCCAUAACACCCAUUGAUCUGCACGAGCUGGAAAAUGUCAACAGGUAUUCUCUAUGCUCGUCUGCAUACAACCUCCAAACACUAAUUAACGUGUAUGCCGAACAUGUGUAUCCUCUCGGGGAUGAGGAAGAUUGGGUUUUACCUGAUAAUUUCGUCCACCGAAACAUUGAGCUGCCGAAGAUAGUACAGAGAGUAGGGAGAAGACAGACCGUACGUAUACCGUCGGCUGGAGAGACUCGCCAAGUCCACAAAUGCAGUCGUUGUGGAAACACCGGAGAUAACAGAAAAACAUGUUGA